This is a messenger RNA of Priapulus caudatus, 595 nucleotides long. RefSeq names its product 60S acidic ribosomal protein P2-like. NCBI's taxonomy places the organism in Eukaryota, Metazoa, Priapulida, Priapulimorpha, Priapulimorphida, Priapulidae. Gene Ontology annotation, biological process: cytoplasmic translational elongation. Gene Ontology annotation, cellular component: cytosolic large ribosomal subunit. The record is from RefSeq and is a predicted model, not a curated record. Gene Ontology annotation, molecular function: structural constituent of ribosome.
GACUGUUUCCGGUUUCCGAUUUUUGGUUUUCUCUCGCCAUCUUGAUCUUACAGCGUUGAAACGUUUCGUGUCGUUUGUCUGACUUAAAAUUCUAAUCCAGAAUGCGUUACGUUGCCGCAUAUUUGCUUGCUGGUCUUGGAGGAAAUGCCUCUCCAUCAGCAAAGGACAUCAAAAAGAUUUUGGGUAGUGUUGGAAUAGAGGCCGAUGAAGACAGAGUGGACAAGGUGCUGGAAGAGCUAAACGGCAAAGAUAUCAACGAGAUAAUUGCCAGCGGUCGGAGAAGUUGCAGUCAGUGCCAUCUGGAGGCGGAGGGCUCCUGCUGCCGCCGCGCUGUGGCAGGUGCCAGGAGGAGCUGGAGGCUGAGGAAGCAGCUGAGGAGGCAAAGAAACCCCCGUCCGAACCAGAAGAGUCUGAUGAUGACAUGGGAUUCGGUCUUUUUGACUAAGCGUCGUCGCUGUGCAUCUGGUGUAGUCUGCCCUUGCUACUCACAUCGCUUCCAAUAGGCAAGAACGUCGCAUUGUCGCGCUGUCAGCAUCUGCUUUCUAAUUCCCUGAUGUCGUAUUUCGUAAUAAAUAUGUAACGUCGUGGACCAACA